GAAGACGGAAGUGGAGAGGAGUGAAUCACAUUAUGUUGUGUACGCGUACGCUUCGUGAAUCGUGACGUCUCUUCAAUCUCUUCAACAGCAACAAAACAAAGAAACCGAGUUAAAUACAACGUUGUUGUGUCAGUUAAUCGAUUAUAUUCAUUCUAACAGGUUUAUAGGGAGAAUAAACUGAUACAAAUUUCAGAAGAACCAAGGAUGUAAGAAGAAACCCUGCCAUCUAGUGGUGAAGCAACAGACGAGCACUUCCCGUGACGCAGAGAAACGCGCUAAAACGAUAUAUCCGGCUUGUGAACGGAGGGUAGCAGCAUGGCAUCCGACAGCACCAUGGCUAACGUUAACGGACGAGAGACCGUCUCCCUGAACGGGGAGCCGGUCGUUAAGCGGCCACGGGAGAGUGUCUCGCAGGAGUGUCCUCUCCGUAUCCCGAAGGAGCCGCAGAACAAAGUGACCGUUGUGCUCGGAGCGCAGUGGGGCGACGAGGGCAAAGGGAAAGUUGUGGACUUGCUCGCAAUGGAUGCGGAUAUUGUAUGCAGGUGCCAGGGAGGCAACAAUGCAGGUCACACGGUGGUUGUGGACUCAGUGGAGUAUGACUUCCACCUUCUGCCCAGUGGGGUGCUCAACAAGAAGGCUGUCUCCUUCAUUGGCAACGGGGUGGUGAUACACCUACCAGGUCUGUUUGAGGAGGCGGAAAAGAACCUGCAGAAAGGCAAAGGAUUACAAGGAUGGGAGGAGAGAUUAAAGAUUUCUGAUCGUGCCCACAUUGUGUUCAACUUCCAUCAAGCGGUUGAUGGGAUCCAGGAGCAGCAGCGGCAGCAACAAGAAGGGAAAAAUUUGGGAACCACUAAAAAGGGUAUCGGGCCUGCCUACUCCUCCAAAGCUGCUCGGAACGGUCUGCGAGUCUGUGACCUUGUCUCAGAUUUCAAGGUUUUUGAGGACAAGUUUCGUAUGUUGGCAGAACAUUUCCUGACGAUGUAUCCAAACCUUAACGUUGACAUUGACAGUGAACUGGAGCAGCUGAAGGGAUACGCAGAGAGACUGCGUCCUCUGGUGACUGAUGGGGUUUACUUCAUGCACAAAGCUCUUACUGGACCCAGUAAGAAAAUCCUGGUGGAGGGAGCCAAUGCUGCUCUCCUGGAUAUUGACUUUGGGACCUAUCCUUUCGUGACAUCUUCCAACUGCACUGUGGGAGGAGUGUGCACAGGUCUCGGCGUGCCUCCAUCAUAUGUUGGCCGAGUGUACGGUGUCGUCAAAGCGUACACCACCCGAGUGGGCGUUGGUGCAUUCCCAACAGAGCAGGAUAAUGAGAUUGGGGAACUGUUACAGUCCAGAGGGAGAGAGUUUGGUGUGACGACGGGCAGAAGGAGGCGUUGUGGUUGGCUGGACUUAAUUUUGGUCAGAUACGCCCACAUGGUUAAUGGCUUCACUGCAAUUGCCCUGACCAAGCUGGACAUUUUGGAUACACUGCCAGAGAUUAAAGUGGGCGUGGCCUACAAGGUUGAUGGACAACCUCUACCAAGUUUCCCUGCAAACAUGGACGUUUUGACGCGGGUGACAGUGGAGUACAAGACGUUGCCCGGCUGGUGCUGCAGCACCGAGGCAGCUCGGAGCUUCGAGGAGCUUCCGUCACAGGCACAAAGUUACAUUCAGUUCAUCGAGGAGUUCCUGCAAGUGCCAGUGAAGUGGGUUGGAAUCGGCAAGUCCAGAGAGAGCAUGGUCAAACUGUUUUGAUCUGUCUGCGGACCUGUAGUCCUCCUCAACAACAGCUCAGAUAAUAAUUUCAGGUUUUGAUAGGAUUACCAGAGGAAUUUAAAUGCAAACUCUAUCCUAAAGGAAAUACUUCACCAGCAAGGCUAUUUGUGAACUUUUAGUUUGUACUUGUGCAUCACAUCUACAAUAAUUCUUCUAUAUAAUGUAUGCAUUGCACAUGUUUUCUAUAUUUAUUAGGGUGUUCAUUUUUAAAACCUGGUGCAAAUGGAUCGAUCAUUCUUUAUUCCAUUCCACAGUAAAGCAUAGUUUAUCUUUUUAGCAUUUGAGGCUUAUUAACCUUACAUAGUGAAAAAAUAUCAGUUAAGUUUUUUUUUUUGUUUUUGUUUUUUUUUUUUGUUGGUUUUUUUUUUACAUAUAUUUGGAGAGCCAUUGAUGAACAGAUGUAGAAGCCUUCAUAUUAAAGGACAUCACAAUAAAGCAAGAGAUUAUUUUCAGGCUUUGUAAUGAGAUGGAAAAAUGAUUGAAAGCCAUCGUGAUCUGUACGAUUGUGAACUUUUCUAUUGAACAAUUUUAAAACACUUUAAAAACAUGAAUGCAUCUCAGUUAAGUUUGUUGCAACAUUUUCACGAUGCUUGUUGGAAUAAACUGUGCUUUUUAAAUCAUCCUCAAGACGGAUAAAUCAACACUAAAAACUUGAGUUUGUAUAGAUGUAUUCAUGACAAUUGAGGGAAAGUAAGUAGAAAUUCCACGUCCACAUUAAGACUGACUGGUAUUUGAGCAGUUUGUGUAAAUGUAAAGAAAAUUGCCUGAGGGCAGUAAUGUACCAGAGUGCAUCUCAAUAUGUGUCCUAUGCCAUUUAAUUAAUUUUUUCAAUAAUGUAAAAGACUCUUAACUCAGCUUGCUGUUAUCAAUAAAAGGAAACUAACAUUUA
Molecule: messenger RNA, 2647 nt
Organism: Siniperca chuatsi (mandarin fish)
Lineage: Eukaryota; Metazoa; Chordata; Actinopteri; Centrarchiformes; Sinipercidae
Gene: adss2l
Product: adenylosuccinate synthase, like
Exons: 13
Coding region: 316-1737 (473 amino acids)
Biological process (GO): 'de novo' AMP biosynthetic process; IMP metabolic process
Cellular component (GO): cytoplasm
Molecular function (GO): adenylosuccinate synthase activity; GTP binding
Source: RefSeq, a predicted model, not a curated record